AUGCAGCGCAAACAAAACAGCGUAGACUUUUUAAACUUUGAAAACGGCCGACCAGACAAUGUGGAAUACUCGCAGGCCUGCAAGAACUCUGCGUCCCAAUUAAGUGGUUUUGUUUGGUCCAAGGAAAAUGAAAUUAUCUUCGUGACUAAUGAAGGCUUUGAAGUGUAUCAGAUCUACCCGCAGGAUCACCACAUUUGCAUGCUCAAGCGUGGCACUGUUCCGACGAACUGGUAUACCUGGGACCCUCUAAAUAAAAUCCUUCUUCUCUCUUCUGGUGACCUUGGAAAUCGACUACAUGUGAUCUCCUUUGAGGGCUCAGUGACUAAACUCGCGGGCUUUGACGUGAAAGAGGAAGACAUCAUUCCGUCAGCCUCCCAGCCAGAAAAUAAACAGCUGCAACAAAAAAACUGCUUUCUGGCUAACCUCUACGGCCAACUCUACGCGUGCAUCCUCUCCAAAACAGCCGCCGGUGGCGUUGAGCUGGCUUUGUACAAGCUAAUGAAGAACGCUCCAGCCCACAAAGUACACGCGCUUGUUGUGCCCGAGCAGGGCAGGAUUGCGGUCAAUUUCAUUAGCGACUUAGUCCUGGUUCACCACCAGCACUCACGCACCUCGCUUGCCUACGAUAUUGCCCUCAAGGGCAAAGAAACUGAAGGCGGCGUUGAAAGGCACUACCCCAUCUUACCGCCAAUUUCACUCGCCGACGUGAAUAUCCCCUGUAAAGAUAUUCCAGCUUUAUCGCUGGAACCCGGAGCCGACUUCAGUACACCCUUGUACGCCUCCUCGUGGAUCAUUUUUCCGCCUAACGUCGUCAUUGAUGGAAGGCUUGGCUGUCUGUGGACGGUUGACCUUGACCUUCAUGCCUUCGCCAAGCUCAUCUCCGACCCGGUGGUAUUGGUCGAGUGCCUCUUGAAUCGGUCCGGUGCGAAGCCGACUCUGCGCGAGUACUGUCGUCAACUUGCUGAGGACGUGAUCACCGCGAUCGCGCACCCACCCACGCCCCCACUAACCGAGUUCUCGACGCUUGUAGCUUCCUCACGCCACCUGGAGACACUUACGUCGAUUUUUGCGCGUUUCGUCGCGGUUCAGAAGGCCGCCAGGAAGGCGUCAAAGCGUGGCAAGAACAAGCCCACCCGGACUCGAACACAGGACUCACCUUCAGAGCCAAUCUGUCGACCUUAUGAGCAGCCUUUCGUUUUCACCCCCGACGACGUCCUUGAGACUAUCCUAUCGCCUCUGUCUGCCUCCGAGAACUUGCACAUCCAGCGGUUUCUUUCGCAUGUCGUUCUGCGAUACAUCAGUGCUCUUAGAUCCCGUUCUCUCGCCGUUGACCCUGUGUUCUACGACAUGUUAUUUGAGAGCCUCGUCAAUGCUGGUGACUUCAUGCGUCUUGUCCACCUCAUUCAGUCGGGAAUUCUCGUUGACUCCAAGGAGAUCGCCAAUUGUCUUCUGUCCAUCGAGUCAACCUUUCCGCCUGCUGGCCAAUUGGCUCUUGAUAUGCUCCAUAGAUUGGGUAACGCCAAUGAGAGUAUCAUGGAGGUGUUGUUGGCAAAAGGCGAUCCCAUUACUGCCCUCAGAUUUUGCAAAGACCACACAGAACUUCUGAGUCUUCCAGACACGCCGCGCAAGGUCCUCGAUUCCGCCAUGUUGUCGUCGGAUCCGCUUGUCUUCUACUCCGUUUUCCGCUUCUUCGAGCGAGCUGCCCCACUCACCUGCUCAUUCGUGGAAGAUCCAAAGUACCAGCCCUACGCGGCCCACUUUGUCUCCCUGUUUGGCCCGUCAAGCCUCGUCAUUCAGCAAUAA
Mesocestoides corti is the source of this 1803-nucleotide messenger RNA. Lineage: Eukaryota; Metazoa; Platyhelminthes; Cestoda; Cyclophyllidea; Mesocestoididae. The record is from the annotation of a GenBank genome assembly.